This is a messenger RNA of Schizophyllum commune H4-8, 1560 nucleotides long. Its product is annotated as cytochrome P450. The record is from RefSeq and is a predicted model, not a curated record. The transcript is spliced from 11 exons. NCBI's taxonomy places the organism in Eukaryota, Fungi, Basidiomycota, Agaricomycetes, Agaricales, Schizophyllaceae. Gene Ontology annotation, molecular function: oxidoreductase activity, acting on paired donors, with incorporation or reduction of molecular oxygen; iron ion binding; heme binding. The coding region runs from base 30 to 1382 and encodes 450 amino acids.
CGCUGACGAUGUGAUAGACAGAUCGCAUCAUGACGAUCGACCCCAAGGCGCUCGGCCACAUCCUCGCGCACGAUGAGGUAUACCAGAAGCCGGCGGGAUCGCGGUUCAAUCUGGCGCAGACAAUUGGGCCUGGGCUACCGGUCACAGAGGGUGCGCACCAUCGCCUGCAGCGCAGGAUUAUGAAUGCUGCCUUCGGCUCGGGGAGCAUCAGCAGGGUCACCGGUGUCAUCGUAGAGAAGUCCGUGAAGCUCUGCGAAGAGUGGAAGAAGGAGAUCAAGCAGUCUGAUGGUGUAGCGCGUAUCAACGUCAUGCACGGUCUGUCAAAUGCUACGCUAGACGCGAUGGGCAAAGCCGGUUUUGGCUACGACAUCGAUGCGCUCGACGCCCAGCACGGCAACCUGAACGAACUACUCGUCGCCUUCAAUACCUUAUUCGACGUGCAACACGCAUCCAGGGCGAAGCUGUUGCUACAGAGCUGGAUUCCUGUCCUUCGACUUCUGCCCUCUGGCCGCAAGAAAGCCCUCGAUGAAGCGCAGGGAACUUUAGACGCAAUCGGUUCUCAGCUCCUCGGUCGUGCGAAGUCCGCCACAGAGCAGGAGCAAGGUGCGGGAAGCGACGCUGCUCGAGACAUAUUCUCCAAUAUUCUGCGCACAAAUGCAAGGAUGAAGGAGGUGGACCGGCGGAUGACGGAUGAAGAUAUACGCGCCCAGGUGGCUGCCUUCCUGGCGGGUGGCUACGAGACGACCAGCACGGCGAUGACCUGGGCGCUCUUUCAACUGUCUCGUUCGCCAGAAAUGCAGAAGCGCCUGCGCGACGAGCUGCGCUCGCUGCAAACCGACGAGCCCACGAUGGACGACCUGAACUCGCUCCCUUUCCUAGACAACUUCGUCAAAGAGGUCUUCCGGUACUACCCGUCUUUCACCUGGUCGGCGCGGGAAGCUUUGCAGGACGAUGUGAUACCACUGCAAGAUCCUUUCGUCGAUAGGCGAGGACGGGUUUGUCAUGAGCUUAGAGUACGAAAAGGACAACACUUCCUCGUCCCAUACCAUUCGGCGAACAGGAGCAAAGCUAUUUGGGGCGAGGAUGCAUAUCAAUUCAAGCCCGACCGAUGGGAUUACCUCCCCGACACCGUCAAGUCUAUGCCUGGGAUUUGGGGAAACACCCUCGCGUUCUCCGCUGGCGCGCAUGCCUGCAUUGGGUUCCGCUUCGCUGUUGUUGAAAUGAAGUCCCUCCUCUUCUUCCUCGUCAGGCACUUCGAGUUCGAGUUGGCGGUGCCAGUGGACGAUGUGCGAAUCCAGGUGUCUUUGGUGCAGCGUCCGGCGCUCAGAAGUGAACCACAUGUGGCCUCGCAGCUGCCAAUGCUCGUGCGUGUCGCAGCCUAGGCGAAGUACAGUAUGUACGAUGGGACUCUAUGCGUAGUUCUUCUCCUGAAAUCAGAGUCUCUUAUCGAGGUCCGACACAGGCACUCUUUGUAUGCUCUGUCACUCCGAAUCUGUAGGCCUUUCCUAUUCCGAUGUAGUCCGAGUCUGUACCCUACAGCAAGCUGCUGAUCAACUGUGC